This is a messenger RNA of Pseudoliparis swirei, 2414 nucleotides long. Its product is annotated as lipocalin-like. The transcript is spliced from 4 exons. The record is from RefSeq and is a predicted model, not a curated record. Gene Ontology annotation, molecular function: small molecule binding. Bases 875 to 1381 code for a protein of 168 amino acids. Lineage: Eukaryota; Metazoa; Chordata; Actinopteri; Perciformes; Liparidae.
UAGUGUAAUUGUGUAUUUUGCCCCCCCCCCCCCGCAGUGCUAGCUGGGUGGGUGGUGAUGGAGGUUAGUCUGUGUUUUUAAUAGUCCUGAAUCUUCUUCCCGAUGGCAGUGGAACAAACUGAGUAUAUGUAAGGUGACAUUUAGGGGGAAUAACGAGGAAGCAACUUUUUCCAAAACCUGCCAUCACAUUCUUGUUCACAAACUUGACAAUUGGGUGUAAAAAAAAAGGAAGAUGGUCGUCGUGAUGGAGGACGACGUUAAAAAAUACAUAGAUAGAUAGAUAGAUAUAUACUUUAUUAAUCCCCAAGGGGAAAUUUGUCGAGACAGUAGCAGCAACACACAAGAAUAAAAAACAAAACACAAAAUAUAAGAAACAGGGAUGAAAGAUAUAGAAGUGUACAAGUAAGAUAAAGUAAAAUACAAAACAAAAUAUAUAUGUAAAUAUACAACACACAUGCAUACACAACACACAACAACACUGACAAAUCAAAUACAAAAAUAUUAAAUAUAGACAGAGUGCAAAAAGCAAAGUGUGUAUAUGAGUGCAGAGCAAAUGAAAUGAAGGGUUAGGGUGAUCUGGCAAGAGGUGAACUGUUGUAGAGCCUCAUAGCCGUCGGCAGGAAUGUUCUCCUGUAUCUGUCCUUGUGGCAGCGGAGCGUGAGGAGACGUCUGGAGAAAGUACUCCUCUGUCCCUGUAGGAGGUGGUGGAGAGGGUGGUCCGGGUGGAGAGGGUGGUCCGGGUUGUCCAAUAUGGACACAAGUUUCUUCAACGUCCUCCUCUCCACCACCUGUUCCAGGUGCUCCAGCUGGCAGCCGAUGAUGAAGUUGAAUGUGCCAGCGGCUCGAGUGCCGGCCACAGUGAGCGUGUGUUUGGAUGGCGUUGACCUCGUGUGUGUGUGCGUGUCCACAGGUUGCGGGGAACUGGUACCUGAUUGGGUUUGCCACCAACGCCCAGUGGUUUGUGAACCGCAGAGCCAGCAUGAAUGUGGGCGUUGCCAUUUUGACACCGACUGCCGAUGGGGACCUGGAAAUAUCCUACUCUAGUCUCAGCGCUGACGGCUCUUGUUGGAGACUGAACCACCUGGCGAAGAAGGCCGAGGUGCCUGGAAAGUUCACGUACACAAGCUGGGGGAAAGUGAACGACCUGUACAUGGUGGAGGUCAAGUACGACGAGUACACCCUGACUCACACCGUGAAGAGCAAGGACAGCAAUCCCACCGCGGUCAUCAAACUCUACAGCCGUGCCGUGGACCUCAGAGCGGAUCUGCUGGAGAAGUUCAAGCAGUUCUCCUUGAAGGCCGGCAUCCUGCCCGAGAAUAUUGCCUUCCUUCCCAAGAGUGGUGAGUUUCAUAUCAAUAGAGGAUCAAUAACCUCUGAUUAAGCGUGAUGUGUUGCACUGCUCUUACUUUGUCCCGUCCCUCCUCCCUCUUUAGCCGAGUGUCCAGCUGCUUAGCGUUCAGGGGAAUAUUCGACAUCAAUCAAGAUCAUCAGCUCCGUUUAUCUUCUCUCUCAAGAUGUUGUGUGAAUAAAAGUCUCCAAGGCAAUAAAAACAUGACGUAAAGUUUCAUUGCGCAAAACUUUUUCCUUUGAAGAAUCUCUUUUCGGACGCGAUUUGAGACGUUAGUCUGUAGUGUAACCCUCUAUUCAUCUGUGGGGGAAGACGGAGAAGCAAUGAAGGUUUCAAACAUUUAGGAAUUAUCAGCUUUGCAAAUGUCUUAAAAGUAAAAGGAAAACCUUGAGGACACAUACGAUGCCAUGCAGUCACCGGCAAAGGGACACAAGCAGGUCAAAGUGCAAGUCUACAGAGGGGUGGGGGUGUAAUGCGCAGACUGGCCUGAGGGUGGCGCCAGACUCCAGAGCCCCGAUCACGAUCACCUGAGUGAUUCUAAUGGAGGAAAUGUAUCGAUGGCUCCACCCAAGAUGUGCAUUAUUGAUCAUGGAGAAAUAACGGAAGUGCAUGGAGUGAAAACACAGGAGCUCAUACACUGUUCAGUUUGCUGUUUAUUAUGCUAUAUAACAGCGAAUGGAUUUACUUAUACAUCUUAAAUAUUAUACAUUGUGGCUUUCGGCUUAAUAUAAAUAAAUAAUAUGUGUAAUUGUUUACAGGAACAAACCCUGCGCGUCUUAAAGUGUGUAGGUCGGGACAGUCUGAGAGGAGCGCCAUGGGCAAAAACCAUUACAUCAGGAACAAAAAAAUCAAUAACAGAGUAAUACAGAGGAAACUAUUCCAUUAAUACAAGUUGCAUCAGUCAUAGCAGUGAAGAUGAGUGAAGCGGCUCCAGGUAUAGUUAUGACUGACUCACGGGGGUCACGUGCAGUGCUCCAUCGGCCUGUGCCAGAUUUUCAUGCCGUGUUUUGUUUGAUGUAAUGCUGAAUGAACAGGUUUUUAUUAAAGUGCUGAGGGGAAUUGCAUG